AUGGAGUCGUCGUCGUCGGGCGGCGGGCUGGCGCGGCGGCGGAGUAGCGGCGGCGGCGGCAGCAGCGGCCGGGGCAGCUUCGACGCCGACCCGUUCGACAUCCCCGCGAAGGGCGCACCCCUCGAGCUGCUCAGGAAGUGGAGGCAAGCAGCCCUUGUGCUGAAUGCAUCAAGGCGCUUUAGGUACACUCUCGAUUUGAAAAAGGAUGAACAAAAGGAGGAAAUCAGGAGAAAAAUCCGUGCACAGGCACAUGUUAUAAGGGCCGCUUUUCGUUUCAAAGAGGCUGGCCGAAUCCAUGUUCAGUCUGAAGAAACAAAAGUACCAAGUGCUGAUGGUGCACUUGGCUUCGGAAUCAAAGAAGACCAGCUUACAGCACUGACAAGGGAUCACAACUACUCUGGUCUGCAGCAAUACGGAGGGGUUUCUGGUGUAGCACAUAUGCUAAAAACCGAUACAGAGAAGGGGAUUAGUGGAGAUGACUCAGAUUUGAUGGCAAGGAAAAAUGCAUUUGGAUCAAACACAUAUCCUCGUAAGAAAGGAAGAAGCUUUUUGGCUUUCGUGUGGGAUGCUUGUAAAGAUUUGACGCUAAUCAUCCUCAUGGUUGCUGCUGCUGUUUCACUGGCCUUGGGCAUAACAACAGAGGGCAUAAAAGAAGGAUGGUAUGAUGGAGCGAGCAUUGCCUUUGCUGUUCUUCUAGUUGUAUUUGUUACAGCUAUCAGCGACUACAAGCAAUCACUGCAAUUCCAAAAUCUGAAUGAAGAAAAACAGAACAUUCGUUUGGAGGUUGUUAGAGGUGGAAGGCGAAUCACGGUAUCAAUAUAUGAUUUGGUUGUUGGAGAUGUUGUCCCACUCAAAAUUGGUGACCAGGUCCCCGCAGAUGGUAUCCUUGUCAGUGGCCACUCCCUUUCCAUAGAUGAAUCAAGCAUGACGGGAGAAAGUAAAAUUGUACACAAAGAUCAGAAGUCACCAUUUCUAAUGUCAGGUUGCAAAGUUGCCGAUGGCUAUGGCACAGUGCUGGUAACUGCUGUUGGAAUCAACACUGAAUGGGGAUUGCUAAUGGCAAGCAUAUCUGAAGAUUCGGGUGAAGAGACACCACUUCAGGUUCGUUUGAAUGGUGUCGCUACUUUCAUUGGAAUGGUUGGACUGUCUGUUGCCCUUGCAGUUCUGGUUGUACUUUUGGCCAGGUACUUCACUGGGCAUACUUAUAAUCCUGAUGGAUCUGUGCAAUAUGUGAAAGGGAAGAUGGGUGUAGAACAGACGAUAGGUGGAGUAGUUAGAAUAUUCACAGUGGCUGUCACCAUUGUGGUCGUGGCAGUUCCAGAAGGACUACCAUUAGCUGUCACACUGACGCUUGCUUUCUCAAUGCGCAAAAUGAUGAAGGACAAGGCUCUGGUGAGGAGGCUUUCUGCAUGUGAAACGAUGGGGUCUGCCACAACAAUCUGCAGUGACAAGACUGGCACCUUGACUUUAAAUCAGAUGACUGUUGUUGAGGCAUAUUUUGGUGGAAAGAAGAUGGACUCACCUGAUAAUGCUCAGAUGUUAUCUGCUGAUCUCACAUCGCUGAUUGUUGAAGGAAUUGCACAGAACACUUCUGGAAGCAUAUUUGAGCCAGAGGGUGGUCAAGAACCGGAGGUGACUGGAUCACCUACAGAAAAGGCUAUACUGUCUUGGGGGCUAAAGCUGGGUAUGAAAUUCAAUGAAACAAGAUCGAAGUCAUCUAUUCUUCAUGUAUUUCCUUUCAACUCAGAGAAAAAGCGAGGCGGGGUUGCGGUGCACCUGGGUGGCUCUGAGGUCCAUAUACACUGGAAAGGAGCAGCUGAAAUUAUUUUGGAUUCAUGCACAUGCUGGGUUGACACUGAUGGUUCAAAGCAUUCAAUGACUCCAGAAAAAGUUGCUGAAUUCAAGAAAUUCAUUGAAGAUAUGGCUGCUGCUAGCCUCCGCUGUGUUGCGUUUGCCUAUAGAACUCAUGAGAUGGAUGAUGUUCCAGACGAAGAUCACAGGGAAGAGUGGAAACUGCCUGAAGAUAACCUGAUUAUGCUUGGAAUUGUCGGAAUAAAGGAUCCCUGCCGUCCAGGAGUUCGAGAUUCUGUUCGUUUAUGUCAGGCAGCUGGCAUUAAGGUGCGCAUGGUUACUGGUGAUAAUCUCCAAACUGCAAGAGCCAUUGCCCUGGAGUGCGGGAUAGUUGAUGAUCCCAAUGUGUCAGAGCCUGUCAUCAUUGAAGGAAAAACAUUCCGGGCGCUGUCAGACUUAGAAAGGGAGGAAGCUGCUGAAAAAAUCUCUGUGAUGGGGAGGUCUUCACCAAAUGAUAAACUUUUACUUGUUAAGGCACUGAGGGCAAGAGGUCACGUUGUUGCUGUUACUGGAGAUGGCACAAAUGAUGCCCCAGCAUUGCACGAGGCAGAUAUUGGUCUAUCAAUGGGCAUUCAGGGAACUGAAGUUGCCAAGGAGAGUUCUGAUAUUAUUAUCUUGGAUGACAAUUUUGCAUCAGUCGUGAGGGUUGUCAGAUGGGGUCGUUCCGUGUAUGCAAACAUACAGAAGUUUAUACAGUUCCAACUAACGGUCAACGUUGCAGCUCUGAUAAUCAAUGUAGUUGCUGCUGUCAGUUCUGGAAACGUGCCGUUGAAUGCUGUUCAGUUGCUGUGGGUUAACCUAAUUAUGGACACUUUGGGUGCCCUUGCAUUGGCGACAGAACCACCUACGAACCAUCUAAUGGAGAGACCCCCAGUAGGGAGAAGGGAGCCAUUGAUAACAAAUAUCAUGUGGAGAAACUUGAUUAUCAUGGCUUUGUUUCAAGUUUCAGUCCUCCUUACUCUCAACUUCAAGGGAGUAAGCCUCUUGCAGUUGAAAAAUGAUGAUACAGCACAUGCUGAUAAAGCAAAAAAUACCUUCAUAUUCAACACAUUUGUUCUCUGCCAGGUGUUCAACGAAUUCAAUUCACGUAAACCAGAUGAGCUCAAUAUAUUCAAGGGCAUUUCAGGGAACCAUCUCUUUAUUGGCAUCAUAGCAAUAACAGUUAUACUCCAGGCGCUUAUCGUUGAGUUCCUUAGCAAGUUUGCCUCAACAGUAAAGCUAAGUUGGCAGCUGUGGUUGGUAUCGAUAGGUCUUGCUUUCUUCAGCUGGCCGCUGGCGUUCGUGGGAAAGCUUAUUCCUGUUCCUAGACGUCCAUUUGGAGAAUUCUUCGCAUGCUGCUGUAAGGGGAGCAAACAAGCCCCUGAUGACGCAACCUCUAAUGAUAAGGAAGACAACAAACCUGAGCCUUGA
Miscanthus lutarioriparius is the source of this 3261-nucleotide messenger RNA. Lineage: Eukaryota; Viridiplantae; Streptophyta; Magnoliopsida; Poales; Poaceae. The record is from the annotation of a GenBank genome assembly.